GAAGUCUUGGCUGGCCCGGGCUCUCGUGGGCUCACUCGCUCUAGGGAACCGGCACCAUGGCGUCGGGUUGCAAGAUCGGCCCGUCCAUCCUCAACAGCGACCUGGCCAACCUAGGGGCCGAGUGCCUGCGCAUGCUGGACUCGGGGGCCGACUACCUGCACCUGGAUGUAAUGGACGGGCACCCUGCUCUUCAGGGAGGUCAGUUUUUUUGCAUUUUGUUCCCAACAUCACUUUUGGUCACCCUGUGGUUGAAAGCCUCCGAAAGCAGCUAGGCCAGGACCCUUUCUUUGAUAUGCACAUGAUGGUAUCUAGGCCCGAACAGUGGGUAAAGCCAAUGGCUGUGGCAGGUGCCAAUCAAUAUACCUUUCAUCUGGAGGCAACUGACAACCCAGGGGCUUUAAUUAAAGAUAUCAGGGAGAAUGGGAUGAAGGUUGGCCUUGCCAUCAAACCAGGAACAACAGUUGAAUAUUUGGCCCCAUGGGCUAAUCAGAUAGAUAUGGCCUUGGUAAUGACUGUAGAACCUGGGUUUGGAGGACAAAAAUUCAUGGAAGAUAUGAUGCCCAAGGUUCACUGGUUGAGGACCCAGUUCCCAACUUUGGAUAUAGAGGUCGAUGGUGGAGUAGGUCCUGACACUGUUCAGAAAUGCGCGGAGGCAGGAGCUAACAUGAUUGUGUCUGGCAGUGCCAUCAUGAGGAGUGACGACCCCAGAUCUGUUAUCAACUUACUAAGGAAUGUCUGUUCAGAAGCUGCUCAGAAACGCUCUCUUGAUCGAUGAAGCCACAAGAAACCUGGUCUCUGCUCAUGAAAUCUUUUUUACUGGGAAAAUUAACUACCAAAUCACAUUGAAUCGAAGCAGUGCUGCAUUCCAGUGAUUAAAUUCAAUUGUGCAGGAUGUUCAAGAGGUUAGAAAUAACUACCUUUUUAGUGAUGCCAUUUAGAGAUUAGCAUGAUGAAAUGUUUAUAUUGGGAAAAUGAUUUUUUUGUAAAGAGUGAAAACAUGGUUUUAGGAUUACAGACAGAAAUGUGUCUUAUUGCCUAAAGAGGAAAAUUAGCUACUAUGAAAACCAUUUUUUUCUGUAUUUUUAAAAAGAAUGUUCUGUUGUUUCUCUGAUUUAUCCCUAAAGCAAAUGACAUCCAUAUUUUCUGUUUCAUGUCAUUUGUGGUUUGUUUAUAUGCCUGAGAAUAUGAAUGGAAAGGACUAAAAUUAGAAGCUUUGGUGGGGUGUCAUGUCAUGGUCUGGCAUCUGAAACAUUUUUAUUUUUCCUUAUACUCGGUUUACUAAAGAAUAUAAAAAUAAUGUAUGAAGCCGAGGGUUUCUGAAAUGCAAGCACAGACUUUAUCACAGCAGGCUAUUCAGUAAUUCCUUCCUACUCCUGGUGCUCACUCAACCACCAUUCUUAGGGCUGUGAAAUAAUACCAUUGUGAUAGCUGUUAGCAGAAAGGAACCAUAUAGUCUGUCUCGGAAGCUCCACGGGGUUGAAUCCAGGUUGGCCCCAUUCUAGUUCUUUGAUCUUAUUAAAAAUUACCCAACCUUUUUUUUUCCACUAUUAACCAUAAAUGUUGAAUGGAACCAUAAAUAACAUGUGUUGAGAAUUAAAAAUAUAACAUGAUCCUGGAAAGCCUAUAGUUCUACUCUUAAGACUGUAGGGGACGCUCCACAAAAAAUGGCAAGCAUGUGUAUGUUGUGAGUUAUUAGGCACUUUGGUAUAAUUCCACUAAUGCCUAGAUUGUCGUAUAAUUGUUAGAGCAGCUAUUUUUUGGGCUGGUACAUUGAAAGGGUCCAGUAAGCAGGCUUUCUGGUAUGUCCUACUGCUCUGACUACAACCAGCUCUUAAGAGUUGCAUUAGUAAGAAGGUUUUUAACAUUUUUUAUUUUCAGUACCUAUACCUUCUAGCAGAAUCAGAGUAAGUCAAGAAUACCCUGGAAAUACAGAUUUGACCCCAAGGAUGUCUAUAUAAUUUUUAAGAAAGAAGAAGUAGGCUAAACUAAGUAUUAAUAACGGUGUUUCCAGUUACUGAGACACUGGAAAUACGUAUCAGCGACUUCAGUCCCACUCUUGAAUAUGACAAGAAUACAACCAGUAUCAUGAAAUUUCUUCAGGCUACUAUGAAUUUUGAGAAAUAGGUAUUAAAUUAUAAGAACACUGAUAAACGUAGGCAUGAAACAGCUUGCUGAGGCUUUUUCCUGCCCUAUAAGGUAAAGUUUAUUAUACUUGUUUUUAUUUUUGGCUUAGGAAAAGCUUGUGCAUUUAAUCAAAUCACACAAUACAAGGCAUAUAGAAAUAACUUUAAUUAAAAAACUAUGUAGAAGAUUAUAAUAUCAUUCAUGACAAAGAUUUGAAUUUAUUUGCUGGGACAACUUGUAUUUUUCUGGCUUUUGUUAUCUUUUUCUUUAAAAAUAAAUGUACAGUAAAACUAUAAGCAAAAGUUUGUAAGUAUUGAAUUUGAAUGGUUCCCCCACCCCCCUUUUGCAGGGACCAAUUUAAUUUCUAAUCCUCAACAAAACCUUAAGUAUGUAACCCACAGACACUAAGCCAGGAUUUUCAGGACUAUGGGAACUACAAAUUGAGUAAACUUUCUUUGCAUAACAAAAAGUGGUUGAUACAAAUUGUCCUUAACUUUCAUCUAGAAAAAAAAAAUGGUAUUAUAGCUCCAAAAAGAAUUUUCUUUAAUGUAUACUCCUCUGCAUUCUACAUUAAAGUCUUAGUCUUUGAAAAACUUGAA
Messenger RNA from Cricetulus griseus (Chinese hamster), 2723 nucleotides. NCBI's taxonomy places the organism in Eukaryota, Metazoa, Chordata, Mammalia, Rodentia, Cricetidae. The record is from RefSeq and is a predicted model, not a curated record.